AAAGACGCUGCCAGCCAGCGGCCUGGAACAUUUGUAAUCCGACGUUAGAAGUCAACGGAUCGUGCCUCAGUCCCAGCCGAAAACACCCAAAAGAUACAAAGAUACUUUUGCUGCCGAUUCCACCUGGACCUCGCGUGUGUGCCCCCCGAGAUCCGAACAACGUCUCUCUAAGUGUAUGUGUGUGUGUCAAAGAUUUUAGAGUUACAGUUAGUUGACACUAAUACGGGCGAGUGAAAUACGAGAUAUCCAAGAAAAGCGCUAAAAAUUGGCAAAUAAAAACCCAAAAACGUGAAUCGCGAGUGAAAAGAUAAAUCCCCCCAAACCAUAGGAAUAGGUAUAGGAGACAUCUAGGCAAUAUUCUCUAGGAACCUCGAUCGAAAUGGUGCGGUUUAGUGCAGCCUGGUGCUGCUUUCUGGCCCUAAUGGCUUUCGCUUCCCUGGCAGCCGCCUCCACGUCGGACUAUCCCGGUGUCAUCGAACUGGUGGGCUACAGCAAUCGUCGGGCACGCACCUACUUCCAGGAGUCACCCCGCUCCCAGCCGAAUCCCAAUCCCAGCCUGACCGGCCAGUCGGCCAAGACCCGGGCGGACAUCGAGACUGUGAAGAGGAACAUACGGAAGUACGAUCGCCUGCUGGAGCUGGACACCAAGAACCUGCCGGAGCAGCAGAAGGACAUGCUGGCCAGGAUCGUGGAGCGAGUGGCGCGACUGAAGGAGUCCCUGGACAUUGAAGAGCAGCAGUUCAACCGGCAGGAGGCCACCUCCUCCAGGGCCAGUCCCUCCUUUUCCUCGACGACGGCCCAGCAGCAGCCGGAGGCGGAAACCGAGGCCGGAACGGAACGGGAUCAGGAGCAGGAUCAGAGCACCCUGUCGCCUACUGGAGCCACCGAGGCGGAGACCGAUCCCACACUGAUCCUGGACGAGACCACCCUGCUGGAGCUGCAGAACACCAUGAACGAGCAGGCGGCGAUGAGCACCAUCAUGAAGGAACUGCCCACCACCACGGAUGUGAGCCAGCAGGAGGAGACCGAGGAGUCGGAGGUCACCGAGGACACUGAGGGAGCGGCCGGAGAGACCACCUCCCUCAACCUAACCACCCAGUCGGAGCAGGCCACCACCAGCGACGAGUCCCUGACCGACUCCACCGACUCCGACGACCAGUUCGUGGCCGCCCGCUCGAAUAACAACAUUGCGGCGAUCACCGCGGCGGACGAGACCGACGGGAGCAGCACCACCACCACCGCCAAUGCGGGCAGCCAGCAGCGCACCCUGACCACCAUGGGCAAGCUGAAGAACCGGGCCACGAAACGACCCUUCGCCCACAAGGUCACCGCCGCCCUGAAGCGCGGAGGUCAACGGCCAAGCAGCGUGAGUGCAGCGGCUGCCAAUGCGGCGGCGGCCUCGAAGCCGAGUAGCUCCACCACCUCGGCGGCCACCAGCACCACCCAGCAGAAGCAGAAGCUGGCCACCACCAGCAGCUUCCAGCAGAAGCAGCAGCAAUCCAAGCCCCUGCAGAAGGUCACUCCCUCGAUAGGUGUCUCGUCGUCCUCCUCAUCCUCCGGAGCGUCGUCCUCCUCGUCGGCGAUUCCCUCGGCCACCACGAACUCGGCCUCUCCCGCCCUGCCCAUCGAGCAGCUGUACACCAGGACUCCACAGGCCAAUAUUCCCCUGGCAGCGGCAGCUGCGGCGGCUGGAGCUGCUGGAGCGGCAGGAGCAGCCGCCAGUCCCUCGACCUACGGCAGCCAGCAGGACAGCAUGGUCUAUGAUGGUCAUGUGAAUGCCUCGGCGCUCAUCGACAGCCUCAACACGAAUGCCCGGGAAGAGUACUACCAGCAGAAGUUGGCGGCAGGCAACAAGGAUAACAAGAAAACGGCGACAGCGAAACCAACAAAAUAUCAUUAUUAUCCCCACAAUCAGCACAUCUAUCUGCUGCCCGAGUGCGCCAUCCAGCAGGUCUGCAAUGCGGUCUACGUGAGACUCAACUACACCCAGCCAUUGUGCGCCUGUCCAUCAAGAUACCGUGAUCCCUGCUCGGCCAGCCUGAACGAAGAUGAUCAGCAUACCACAAAAUUGGUUGGCGAUAAUAAGAAGAAGGCCAUCACCCUGGCAAAGACCUGCGAGGCAACUACGGAGAUGCGCGAAUGUCGUUCCCCCAAGGACUGGUCCCUCCUAGCUCUGCAGAAUACACGAACUGGAAAGUCCCACUACCUGGUCAUUUGCCGCUGUCCCGAUCACUUUAAGAUGGAGGGACCCAUGGCCCAUGACCAGCCCACGUACGCCAGUGUGCCCGGAAUCCGUGUCUUUGGAAUGAUGUGCGUGAAACCGGGCUAUUCGGUGCGAAAGCCCAGCAACCAGCCACCCAAGAGAUACCAGCUCCAGAAACCCUUCUACCGUCCCGGUUUGAGCAGCAGCAGUGGCGGCCUGGGCGGCCAGAAGGACAGCUACGGCAGACCCAUCUAUGGAGGCGGCAGCACUGCCGGCAGUUCGGCCAUCAGCGCCAACUACCAGCCGCAGGACCAGAGCUUCCAGAACGGCGGCAGCAGCUCGUACCAGUAUCUGAACCGACCGGAGAGCAGCAGCUCCCACAGCUCCGCCAACUUCCGGCCCGACCAGUUCUCCAUCAACAACUUCCCGGGCAGCAACUAUGGACGCAACAACGAGAGGCGCGGGGACUUGCCGCCCAUCGAGGCCAUUGCCAGUGGAUCGGGAACCGGUACUGAGGAGCAGCCGGGCAGCAGUACUCCAGCGGGCGAUGAGGAGGCCAGAACCACCUUGCAGGCGGAACAAGAAGCGGAUCCGGCGGCGGCGGGUAACUCACCGGCAGCAGCGGAGCUCACCACUAUUGCGGAGGAGGCGGCGCCCGAGAGCCGUGCCAAGCGAUCCCUCCUAGAAACAGACGACUACGAGCCGGAAUUCCCCUGGGAUCGUGUCCUUGAGUUCCAGAAGACUAUCAUUUGGGACUAAGUUAUGGAAAAAAGAGCCCUAAAUACUAAAAAAUUAAAAACAAAAAAAAACCAUCCUAGUAGAUACAAUUUGAAAGGCACUUGGCGAUUUUCAAAGACAACUCGGGCCGAAAAGUGCAAAAAAAAAAAAGAAAGAAAAACAAAAACUGUGACUGAAGAAGUUUGGAUGAAAAAUACGGAAAAUGGCUUCUGGAGAGGAGGUCUUCCAGAGGAGGUCUUCAGGAGGAGGUCUUU
Molecule: messenger RNA, 3195 nt
Organism: Drosophila bipectinata
Lineage: Eukaryota; Metazoa; Arthropoda; Insecta; Diptera; Drosophilidae
Gene: dsx-c73A
Product: doublesex cognate 73A
Source: RefSeq, a predicted model, not a curated record